AUGGAGUGGACCAAACAACAAAACAUUCUCAGAGAUCUUUGUUCUGGGCGUUGCAGUUACAUUCAAUUUGCACCUUGUGCACCAAGCUACUUGUAUGCAAAGUAUUUUGCAUCAACCUUAUGGGAAAGAGUAUGCAAGGAGGAUCCAUUGUCAUUAGAGACUGGUACUAUUAUUAGAAAAAAGUUACUGCAACAUGGUGGAUCUAAAGAUCCUACACAGUUACUUAAUGAUCUUGCUGGUGAUGGUAUUACAAGGAGCUACCAAAAUCAAGGACAUGGAGGAGGGGCUGAACCAACACAUAUGUUAUUGCUGUUGUUGUAUCUGAUUCUUUUUGAUUCAUUGUCUACAAGACACUUCAAGGAGAUGUUCAUGCAAAAUGGUUUGAUUGAUGGACAUGGAGGAGGUCUAGGAUCUUACCCUAGGCCUACGGCACACCCUCCCUCACCCUCUCUCACUACUCAACGUUUAAUACAUGAACAACAGCCAAGUUGUGUCAGCUUACGUGUAAUUUGUGUUGCUGACAGAGAAAAGGAAGCUACCAUGGAAGAAGAAAGGCGAAAGGAGGAGGAGGCACGGAUUAAGUUAGAAGAAGAGUAUCGAUCGCGUAGGAGAAUCACACAAGUGUCAUCGCCUCUAUUCUCUGCUAGUCGAUCACCACCGCCGGUUGAUCACCACCUCCAGUCGACUUCCACCCAUUGCAUCAGAAGAAGAUCAUAUACGGUACACCAAGCUGCUGCAACAGCCUAUGGUGCCUUGUGUGCAGUCUUAUGUUCACUCCUUAUUGGGUCAAAUGGAAGACAAAACCAUGUAAUUCUUAGAAAUUUAGUUGAUAGAUUUAUAGGAUGGGCAUUGUCAUUGUUUAGCAAUAUUAAUGUUGGUGAUGGGAUAGUGGAACUUGCAGCAGAAGGUCUUCAUGAAUUCCUCAAUGUUGCAGAAGGUCUUAAUGCUGAUUAUUUCUUCGGAUCAAGUUUAGCCGAAAGUUCUACCUAUGCAGAUUUAAAGGUUGAAGUAAUACUUGAUAAGUCUAUGAAGAUCAAUAACAUUACAGAUGCCAAAAUUGAAGCCACACUAUUUGAUAUCAAUACCAAUGAGGGUUCCAAUCUGCUAUCAACUAACGUGGCCAGUUUGGAGCUUCAGCAGCCCCCUCAUUUUCCUUUAGGGUUUCAUGGGUAUCGAUUAGAAGGAAAACUGAAAAAUCCCAAGCUUUGGUCUGCAGAGCAACUAAAUCUGUAUACAUUAGUUGUCACCCUGAAAGAUGCAUCAGGCAACAUUAUUGACUGUGAAUUAUGUCUAAGUAGGCAAGGAGGGGGUUACUCAAGGAAAAUUCAAAUGGUAGCAAAUAUUGGGCAUAUGGAGGGUCUGCUAGAAGGAUUGGAGAUUGCAGCUAAGCUUCUAUUUAAGACUUCACGCCAAGGACUUGAUGAAUUAAAGAUAUCAUAUUUUGGCAUGGCUAGAAGCUUUGGAGGAAACGAGACUCAAGCAAAAGUAAACACAUAG
Molecule: messenger RNA, 1497 nt
Organism: Lactuca saligna
Lineage: Eukaryota; Viridiplantae; Streptophyta; Magnoliopsida; Asterales; Asteraceae
Source: the annotation of a GenBank genome assembly